AUGCUUCAUACAGAAACACCCACCAUUAGCAUCUCUUCACAUGGUAUCAGUAUCAGUACAGGAAACAACAGUUCAGUGGGAUCAAAUUCUCUCCUUAAGAAAUAUGAUUUAGCUUCAACAUCUUCUUUGUCUGAUAUUCUAUCAUUUGGCAUAAAUCCAGAUUCGUAUAGAUCAUUCCAUGCUGUUUAUAAUUUGCUUUAUGUUUUCUCGAAUCUGUCAAGAAAUCUCAAUUUCAUCGAGCAUACACACAUUGCUGGUUGGAAAUUGAAUCAAAGAGCAAGGCCCAUCAUUAUUGAUCCCGCCCUUUACUUAUCAAAGAAAUCUGAUUUAGCAUUGACCACUCAACGAAGAACCCUUCCCACGUCUUUUAAACUGUUUACUGGUUCAGCUUGGGUUGUACUGACUCGGUCCUUUGUGGAGUACUGUAUAUGGGGAUGGGAUAACUUUCCACGGACUAUGCUAAUGUACUAUACAAAUUUUGUGUCCUCUCCAGAGGGAUACUUUCACACUGUCAUUUGUAACACUGAGGAAUUCCGUCACACUGCCAUAAGCCAUGAUCUUCACUACAUUGCUUGGGACACUCCCCCAAAGCAGCAUCCCAUCUCCUUAACCAUGAAGGACUUUGACAAAAUGGUUAAAAGCAAGGCACUUUUUGCGCGCAAAUUUGCUAAGGAUGAUCCAGUUCUAGACAAGAUUGACAAGGAACUUCUGGGGCGCACCCACAGAUUUUCACCUGGGGCUUGGUGUGUUGGAACCUCAGAAGGUGGGGCUGACCCUUGUUCCGUUCGUGGCAAUGGUACAAUGUUUAGGCCAGGCCCAGGUGCUGAUAGGCUGAGUGAGCUGCUUCAUGUGCUGUUAUCUAAAGAAUCUCUAAGCAAGCAGUGUUUGUGACAAAGGGGUACCCCAACUCAAUUAGGAUGAAUGAUGUCAAGUGUACAUAAGUGUUGCUAUAGAUCAUAUAUAUCUGAUGUAAAAGGUCAGAAUUUUGUGCUCAAUAUAGGUUCAUACUCACAAUCAACAAGCACUCACAACCA
Molecule: messenger RNA, 1034 nt
Organism: Vigna umbellata (rice bean)
Lineage: Eukaryota; Viridiplantae; Streptophyta; Magnoliopsida; Fabales; Fabaceae
Source: RefSeq, a predicted model, not a curated record